ACAGAAGCCAGGCAGUUGUGCCCUGGUUUUUCUCUCGGCAGAAUACCCGUAGAUACUUCGAGCUCAGGAGGCAUCAUCUCCAGAGCACUGAAUACUACAAAAUGCACAAAUCUGCCAACUCUGGGAAUGACACCUUCCAAGAUGAGUUUCACGUGAACUGCAAAUGGCUCCGGAAAGCCACAGAAGCGGAAUGUGAAAUGGAGGAGGUCUACCUGCGCGGGCACCGGCUCUGGUACCAACUGGAUUUGAGCUCCUUGAAACCUCUGCAAGAUGAUCAUGUCAGACGAGCUCUUGGGCAUCUCUACAAGAAAGCACCAAAUCUGGCAGUCACCUUUGCUAAGCGAGAGGGUGAGCUGUGGGCGAAGAGAACUACGAGUGGCGCUAUUGACUUUCAGGUAGUCAAACACGAAACGCUGGAGGAAGUGCGGUCUUCUCUACACAGGUACAAUUUUAACGAUAAAAUAGCACCGACAUUAUGCGCCCGGUUGCUGGAAGAUAAAACAACAAAUGCUGCUGGUGUCAAUGAACUGGAACCCAGUUUCCCUUACAAAUAUCAUCUUGUCUUUGGCAUUCGUCAUAGUGUGGUUGAUGGAACAUCAACAAUGACUCUAAUGGGGUAUUUCAUCAAGCUGUUAAAUGACGUCAUUUCUGGUGCAUCUGUAGACAACGGUGUACCUCUGGGCAGAUUCCUAUCUAAUGAAGAAACAUUAAAAUUAAUCCUAGAGAAGAAGAAAGAGAUUGAAGGAGAAGCACAAUUACUACAGCAACUUCAAGAUGAAUUCCAGUACAAGAAAGAAAUCAAACCCCUGGUUUUAAAGUUGUCCAAGGAACCUCAAUUUUCCAAGAGAACUGCUACAAUAUUCACGGUACUCAAUCAAACAACUACUCGCAGUUUCAUUGCAAAAUGCCACUCAGAAAAUGUAACCAUUAAUUCAAUGAUGACUGCUCUCAUAAACAGAGCUAUUGUAGAACUGUUUGUGGAAGAAGACAUUCUGCAAGACUGCUACAAGAUUCAAACUUUCCAUGCAGUUAACUUACGUCGCUACUGGAGUAGUACCGAAGUGUCUGAAACCCUGGGGUGUCACAUAGGCUUCCCUCUCAUUGUCAAUGCUGAAACACCAAGAGACUUACAGAGCUGCUUCUGGGAAUAUGCUAAAAACUUGCAUGCAAGGUUCAAGGAAGAUUUAGCCUCUGGGAAAAUUUUACAAAACGAGGCUUACAAAAUGAUGCAAUUAUCGAAGGACGAAUCACACGAUGGACACACUCACGUUCCAAAUGAUUAUGCAGGAGACUAUGUGACUUCCAGCAUGGGUGAUGUGACAAGACUUGUGACAACGGGAGGAGAUAACGUAAGAAUAACAAAUGUUUUGAGAUCGACUAGCAUUCACGGCACAGAAUUUCCUCUACUUUUUAAUUAUCACACUUUUAGAAAUAGAUUAACCCUUGGCUUUGACUACAACACCGAUGUGCUUGAUACAGACACUGCUGGGAGAAUCCAGUCAAAGAUAAUAAUGCAUCUAAAGGAACUAAUAAGCUGAAUUAGGGUAUUAAUACAUCCAAUCUGUGACUUGAAAUUGGACAUUAAAAAAAUUACUUUGUUUUUUUUAUUUUUAAACCAGCCUGUUCCAUUACAGAGAACUGUUCCACACGAUGAUCCUUUCUAUUCAUAUUCUAUACAU
This is a messenger RNA of Macrobrachium nipponense, 1679 nucleotides long. RefSeq lists its product as uncharacterized. The transcript is spliced from 5 exons. The coding region runs from base 102 to 1538 and encodes 478 amino acids. NCBI's taxonomy places the organism in Eukaryota, Metazoa, Arthropoda, Malacostraca, Decapoda, Palaemonidae. The record is from RefSeq and is a predicted model, not a curated record.